Molecule: messenger RNA, 2458 nt
Organism: Triplophysa dalaica
Lineage: Eukaryota; Metazoa; Chordata; Actinopteri; Cypriniformes; Nemacheilidae
Gene: mtrr
Product: 5-methyltetrahydrofolate-homocysteine methyltransferase reductase
Exons: 15
Coding region: 99-2183 (694 amino acids)
Biological process (GO): homocysteine metabolic process
Cellular component (GO): cytosol
Molecular function (GO): FMN binding; flavin adenine dinucleotide binding; [methionine synthase] reductase (NADPH) activity
Source: RefSeq, a predicted model, not a curated record
GGUAGUACAUGCUUAGGCAAUCAUCACGUUAACGUGCAAUUCAGUAUGUUUGCAGGCAAAAGAAGCGACUGUUAUUUACCAAGUCAAGAAUUCAUAAUAUGCCGUGUGAAGUGACUGCUCGGUUCUUGAUACUGUACGGAUCUCAGCGCGGCCAGGCACAGUGCAUAGCUGAAGAUAUUUGUGAACAAGCGAACGAACAUGGAUUUACAGCUGACGUAUGCUGUCUGAGCAAUGUGGAAAAGUACAACGUGGACAGGGAACGUCGCCCAGUUGUUUUUGUGGUUUCCACAACGGGCGAUGGUGACCCUCCAGACACAGCUCAGAAGUUUGUGAGAAAGAUCAAGAACAAAUCUCUGCAACAGGACAGCUUCUCCCAUCUGUGUUAUGCACUGUUAGCUUUAGGAGACACAAACUAUGCAGAUUUCUGCAACUGUGGAAAGACCAUUGACAGACGUCUGCAGCAACUUGGUGCAAAACAUUUCUAUGCCACUGGGCAUGCGGAUGACGGCACUGGACUUGAAGUAGUAGUGGAUCCUUGGAUUGAGGGACUCUGGGAGGCUCUGAAAAAAGCGUUUGCCAAUAUGUCCACUGGAGAUCAACAAGUUGCUGCCCCUAGUGACAGUCCAUCAAAAAAUGCAUCCAGCCAAGAAAAUAACAGAUCAGAUCUAGCGGUCGAUCUUCAUCUUUUAAAAUUGAGUGAAAGAGACUCGCAGAAAGAAAAUACGUUUGAAAGCGUUCAAACUGAGACUGCAUCAGAACCUUUGGUGGCAUCACUGAAACAUUCAGUAACACCUUUAUCAGAGUCGGCUCUUAAAGUUCCUGCACUGCCCCCUUCGUUUCUGGAGGUCCUUUUGGAGACGGGAUCAACGGAAGAGACAGCCCCUGCUGAUAAAGAAGGGUACCAUGAAGUGCCUGUUUCAAAAGCAGUUCAAUUAACUCAAGAUGAUUCGGUAAAAACUGCCAUCUUACUGGAGCUUGAUAUCUUGGAACAGAACAUGGUUUACCAGCCUGGGGACUCCUUUGAAGUUCUUUGCCCAAAUAGAGCAAACGAGGUUGAAGAGUUGCUUCUAAGACUCGGUCUACAAAUGCAAGAGAAUAAUGCAGUUCAGCUUCACCUGCUUAAAAACACCAGUAAGAAAGCAGCGAAGGUUCCACCUCACAUCCCUCAGAAAGCCUCCCUGCAGUUUAUUCUUACCUGGUGUGUGGAGAUAAGGAGCGUUCUAAAAAAGGCGUUCGUCCGGGCAUUGGCGGACGUCACUCAGAACGGUUCAGAGAAACGAAGGCUUCUUGAGCUAUGUAGCAAAGAAGGCUCGGCAGACUACAACCGAUUUGUUAGGGAUGCCAAUGUAUGCGUGCUAGAUGUCCUCCGAGCCUUUCCUUCCUGCCAACCUCCCCUCAACCUACUCUUUGAACAUUUACCAAAGCUUCAGCCCAGAGCCUAUUCAGCUGCCAGCUCUAGCCUUCAGCACCCCGGGAAGGUUCAUUUCGUGUUCAAUGUGGUGGAGUUCCCCGAGUGUCCAGAGCAUCCUGCAAGGACGGGGUUGUGCACAGGCUGGCUGGCUGAUCGUGUCUCUUCAAUCUUGCAGCCCCCUGGGACGGUACCAGCGUCUGAGUGUCUUGACACAUCAGCCCUACCGAAGGUUCACGUGAGAUCCCGUCCCAGCAGCAACUUCCAUUUGCCUGCUGAUCCAUCUGUUCCCAUAGUGAUGGUGGGUCCUGGGACAGGAGUGGCCCCCUUUAUUGGAUUUCUGCAGCAGAGAGAUAAGGAACGUCAGGUCAAUCAGGAAGUCACUUUUGGAGAGACAUGGCUCUUUUUUGGCUGUCGCUAUAGAGACAAAGACUUUCUCUUCAGAGAGGAGUUGGAGAGAUUUGUGCAUAAUGGAACUCUGAGCCAUCUGAUCGUGUGCUUCUCCAGAGAUGAGCCUGACGGAGGGAAAACGGUUAACAGAGCAAGAUAUGUCCAGCAUAACAUGAUUCUUCAUGCUAAAAGUGUUGCCGACAUCCUCCAUAAAGACAAAGGCUGUCUUUAUGUUUGUGGGGAUGCGAAGAACAUGGCGAAGGAUGUGAAUGACACAUUACUGGAAAUUAUCGGAAAUGAGCUUCAACUCGAUAAGCUGGAGACUAUGAAGACGCUUGCAGGACUCCGCGAGGAGAAGAGAUAUCUGCAGGACAUCUGGAGCUGACCGAGUGAACCGUAGCAUCUUAUUCACAGACACAGACGAGCAAAGGACGUCUCUGCCCUUCCAGUUCAAACGUGCACCACAGGUGUCACUGAGUGAUACCAGAACUCAUUAACUAACUGCUUCUCAACUGCCAUAACAGUUCCCAAGGGUAUUCCCUUCCUUUCUGCUUUGCACAUAUUAUACAGCAUUAUCUGACUGUACAGUUAAACGAGAUUAGAUAUGUUUUAUCCAAACGUUUUUAACUGUGCCUUUUAUUAAAGAGGAGACACGCAUCA